Messenger RNA from Stegastes partitus (bicolor damselfish), 4656 nucleotides. RefSeq names its product protocadherin-10-like. The transcript has 6 exons. Gene Ontology annotation, cellular component: plasma membrane. Gene Ontology annotation, biological process: homophilic cell-cell adhesion. Lineage: Eukaryota; Metazoa; Chordata; Actinopteri; Pomacentridae. Gene Ontology annotation, molecular function: calcium ion binding. The annotation marks the transcript as partial. The record is from RefSeq and is a predicted model, not a curated record.
AUGGAUCACAGACUCUCCAGAGGCAGCUGGGUACCGGUGACUGGCCUGGUUAUAUGUCUGCUUCUGUGUGCAUGUGUGGUGGACCUGGUUCUUGCUCAAAUUCGGUACUCCAUUCCCGAAGAGCUGGAGCAUGGAGCGUUUGUGGGCAAUAUCGCCGAAGACCUGGGUUUGGAUGUGGCCAAACUAUCAGCCCGCCGGUUUCGCAUUGUCUCCGGCGCAAAGAAGCAGUAUUUAGAAGUGAACUUGGAAAAUGGCAUUCUCUUCGUCAACGAAAAGAUAGACAGAGAGGAGCUGUGCGAACGAAGCCCGAACUGCUUUCUGCACUUACAAGUGGUUAUUGAAAACCCAUUAGAACUGUACAGAGUGGAAGUGGAGAUUUUAGACGUGAAUGACAAUUCUCCCAGUUUUCCAUGGAGCGAAUUCAAUCUUGACAUCACAGAAUCCGCGGCGCCCGGCUCCCGUUUCCCGUUAGAGAGCGCACAGGAUCAGGACGUGGGCACCAACUCUCUGCGCUCCUACCAGCUCAGCGCAAACGAACACUUCGUGUUGAAUAUCCAGACGCGCAACGAUGGAAGCAAGUUUGCUGAGCUCGUGCUGGACACCCCCCUGGACCGGGAACAGCAGAAAAAGCACGAAAUGAUUCUAACUGCCUUUGACGGGGGAUCACCGGAGCGCUCUGGGACAGCGUUGAUAACGAUUACAGUGUUAGAUGCCAAUGAUAAUGUGCCUGUAUUUGACCGCUCAGUUUACCGGGCGAGCCUGGUGGAGAACGCACCGAGGGGGACACUGGUGCUGAAGCUGAACGCCACUGACUUGGAUGAAGGCUCAAACGGGGAGGUUACUUACGCGUUCAGCGGGCACGCACCACUCAAGGUGCGCGAACUGUUCAGCGUGGACCCGUACAUGGGUGAAGUCCGAGUGAAGGGCGUCGUGGACUAUGAGAAAGCCAGCGUAUAUGAACUGUACGUGCAAGCAAAAGACAGAGGACCCUCGGCUGUGGCAGUGCACAGUAAAGUGCUGGUGGACAUCCUGGAUGUGAAUGACAACGCGCCCGAAGUCAUCCUCACAUCAGUGUCCACUCCUGUCCAGGAAGACGCGCCGCCGGGAACGGUGAUAGCCGUGAUCAGUGUCAUGGACCGGGACUCGGGAGAGAACGGUAACGUCGACUGCCAAAUCCCGAGCACCGUCCCCUUUCAGCUCCAUUCAUCUUUUAAAAACUAUUAUACUCUGGUGACGAGCGAGUUUCUGGACAGGGAAGCGGUGUCUGAGUACAAUAUCACCCUCACAGCAAGGGACUUGGGAUCUCCUUCGCUCUCCACCAGAAAAACAAUCCUUGUUCAAGUGUCUGACAUUAACGACAACCCCCCGCGGUUCUCUCAACCUUCAUACACAGUUUAUGUGACCGAGAAUAAUGCCCCGGGCGCUUCCAUUUGCUCUGUAACUGCGUUCGACCCCGAUUCUAACCAGAACGCCUAUCUGUCUUAUUCUAUUCUCGAGGGUCAGAUUCAGGGCAUGCCAGUGUCCACUUAUGUCUCAAUCAACUCUGACAACGGUAACAUCUACGCACUGCGCUCUUUUGAUUAUGAGCAACUUAGAAACUUUCAGAUUCUGGUACAGGCGCAGGAUGCUGGCUUCCCUCCUCUCGCCAGUAAUGUCACAGUGAACGUCUUUGUCUUGGACCAGAACGACAACGCACCUGUAAUUGUAUCCCCGCUGCCCAAAAACGGCACGGUGGCCACAGAGGUUGUUCCGCGGUCAGUAGACGCGGGGUAUCUGGUUACCAAAAUAACCGCGUUAGACGCAGACGCGGGGCAGAACUCCCGGUUGUCCUAUCAGGUGUUGCAGGCUACAGACCCGGGGCUCUUCAGUGUGGCUCUGUACACGGGCGAAAUCAGGACUAUUCGCCGCUUAGUGGAAAAAGACGCAACAAGACAAAGGCUGGUAAUACUAGUCAAGGACAACGGACAGCCGCCGCUCUCCGCUACCGUCUCCAUUGUCCUCACAGUAGUAGACAGCGUGCCGGAGUCGCUGUCAGAUUUCGGAGACCUCACACUCAGCCCCCAGCCACCCUCGAACCUCGCUCUCUACUUGAUCGUGUCACUGAGCACAAUAUCUUUAAUAUUCCUGGUGGCUAUCAUCGUGCUGGCCGCGGUCAAGUGCUACAAGGACAGCGAGACCCUCAGCGGGUACAACCUGCCCCCGUUAGCCUGCUGCUGUUGCGGGGGGUUUCAGCCGGAGCCGCCCCCGGAGGUGUUUAAAAAAUCCAACCUCAACCUGCAGAUUUCAUCCGCCGCCAAAGUGCCCACGAACUGCAUGGAGGUGAAUGGAAAUAGCAGUCUGUCUCAGUCAUAUUGUUAUAAAGUGUGUCUGACCCCCGAAUCAGCCAAAAGUGACUUUAUGUUUCUGAAGCCGUGCAGCCCGAGCAGCACACCGAGGAACAACGAGGCAAAGAGCGCAGAAAACUCGUGGAACGCGCAAAGCCGGAGCGCAUCUGUGAACAACGGAGCAACUACUCCCAAUGAGCUGAAGCAGCCAAACACAGACUGGACCCUCACAAAGAAUCAGAACUCAUCUAUUAAAAGUUACAACUCUAUCAACAUGGAUGGCACCCUCAUGCGUAAGGCCAUGCAUGCGGACCCUGAAAAUUAUGUCACCUCCAUGGCACCUGGGCAGUACUGGACCUGGGGUACUCACAUGAGAGACUAUAAGAUGUCUCCUUCACCCAGCGGACUCCCCUCUCGCCCCUGGACUCCUCGGUGCACACCUCCUCCCCAGCAGCAGCAGCCAUCGAUCCCAUCCCACCCGCACCCUCACCCACCACCUGACUACCACCACAACGUGUACAUCCCUGGGACACCAUCGGGCUUUUGCACCCUGAGGCCCACCGCGCAGCGAAGUGAGCUGGAUGUCCACAAUUCCUUCUCCACUUUUGGCAAGAAGCGACAGGAAAGGAUGCCGUUUUGGACCUCAGUCUUUGUCUUGUGUGCGGCAUGGCCCAGUGCUUUGUCUGUGACACGAUACUCCAUAGCCGAAGAGAUGGAGAGGGGCUCUGUUGUGGCUAACCUUGCUGCAGAUUUGGGACUUGAUCCUGGAGGUUUGGCGCAACGAGAGGUAAAGCUUGAUAUUUUCACCAGCAAAAAAUAUCUAGAUUUUAACAAAAAGACAGGGGAACUGUAUAUCGUAGAAAAGAUGGACAGGGAAUAUCUCUGUCCGGCGAAACCCACAUCCUGUUUUUUAAAGCUUGAUGUUAUCAUAGAAAGCCCCCUACGUAUCUUCAACAUUGAGCUUGGAAUAACAGACAUAAAUGAUAAUGCUCCACAUUUUCGAAGAGACAGAGUAGAGCUUGACGUUUCAGAGUCGGCGACACCCGGCGAGAGGUUCUCUCUGCCCAAUGCUGUAGAUCCAGAUGUUGGAAUAAAUACAAUUAAAACGUACAAACUCAGUGUGAGUGAGCAUUUCACUAUCGAAAUUCAGACAGGCAGCGACGGAACUCAAUAUGUGGAUUUGGUGCUGACCAAGUCUUUAGACAGAGAGGAGAAGGCUGUUCAUAAUCUAAUACUGACUGCUGUGGACGGCGGUGUCCCUGUGCGCUCUGGAACUGCCAAUAUUAUAGUAAGAGUGCAGGACACUAACGAUAAUCCUCCUCGGUUUGAUAAGCAGACCUACACCAUUAACAUGACAGAAAACAGCCCCAUAGGAGCCUUAGUGAUGAAGCUGAACGCUACAGAUCUUGACGAGGGUCUGAAUUCAGAGAUAGUGUACUCAUUUACCUUGUACACGUCAGAAAAAACACAAGAUGUAUUUGCAAUGAAUCCUAACACAGGGGAGAUAACUGUGAAGGGAACUAUAGACUAUGAAGAUAUGAAAUUUUAUGAGAUGCACAUUGAGGCCAGAGACAAGGGGGCGCAUCCUUUGCUAGGGCAGUGUAAAGUAGUCGUCCAUGUGACAGACAUGAAUGAUAAUUAUCCAGAAAUCACCAUACAGUCUGUUAAAAACACAGUCGAUGAGAACAUACCCGUAGGAAGUGUCAUUGCGCUGGUAGGAAUAAGUGACAGAGACACUGGAGAAAAUGGAAAAGUGAGUCUAUCUAUACAUCAGCGUAUGCCUUUUAUUCUGAACGAAUCAUCAGACAGACCCAUGCAUUACAAGCUUAUAGUGUCUGAACCACUGGAUCGCGAAACAGUCCCUGAAUAUGAAAUCAUGCUUAUUGUGACAGACGCAGGAAAACCUCCUUUAUCUGACAAUGAAACAAUAACUGUUCAUCUACUGGAUGUCAAUGACAACGCGCCACAGUUUCCACAGUCAUUUAAUACUAUACGUGUCAUGGAGAAUAACGCACCUGGAGCCUUGCUCAGCUCUCUCACUGCGUUUGACCCUGACCUCCAUGAAAACCAGUAUCUGGUUUACUUCAUAAUAGAGAAGGAGAUAGCCAACACCUCCAUGAACAGUGUGAUCAGUGAGAGGAACUCCACUGUGGCAGAUUCCACUCUGGUGUCCAACGAUGCCUACUGGUACAGUCUGUUUCUGGCAGAGACCAGGAAAGGAAAGCUGGUGGUCAGACAGCCUGUGCCAAAGGGCUCCAGAUACAUCGUGUCCAGUAUACCGAGAGGGACAGGACUGACAGACACGAGUGACUCAGCAGCUUCUACUCUGCAG